Phymastichus coffea is the source of this 6750-nucleotide messenger RNA. It is a transcript of the gene Hel89B, whose product is annotated as TATA-binding protein-associated factor 172. The transcript is spliced from 15 exons. The coding region runs from base 600 to 6401 and encodes 1933 amino acids. NCBI's taxonomy places the organism in Eukaryota, Metazoa, Arthropoda, Insecta, Hymenoptera, Eulophidae. The record is from RefSeq and is a predicted model, not a curated record. Gene Ontology annotation, molecular function: ATP binding; ATP hydrolysis activity; TBP-class protein binding.
UUGAUUAUAAUUGAUUAUAAUUGAUUAUUGAUUAUUUAUAAUUGAAAAUUGAUUGAAUAAAACUUAUCGUUGCUGAUUUUCGUAUUCAUUCAUUCCUAUAGAGGAGAGUCUUUAAUUGAUUAGUUGUAUGAUGUCAAAUAAAUUCUAAAUAGUAUAGUUUGGUUCAUGUGUAAUCAAUUGUGUUAAGUGUUCUAAAUAUUUACAUGGAUUGGUCAAAAACCUACCCAUGAAUGAGGAUUUAGGGCUUCAAAUUUGCUUGGCCAGCAAUAUGGCUGUUAGUAUAAAUGUGAUGGUUGUAAAAUGUGUUACUCUCCACAAUUUUUGAAGAUAAGACGUUCGUGGCAGCAGCAAAAUAGACGUAUAUGGGCUUAUCGUUCGAAUGUAAUGCAAACCUAUGGCCCUAUUAUUUGGAAUACAGCAAUGCGUGUUGGCUGAAUGAAUAUCGCGAUUAACCAUAGCAAUGAUUAAAUUAACCAUAUUAUCUACAGUUCAUAUUAAUUAAAACAUUAAUCAUAGGUACACCUGUCUGAUCUUACCAAUUAACUAGUAGACUAUUUUAUGCUAUUACUUAAGUAAAUGUGUAUGAAAUAUUAACUGACAUGACUUCAAGACUUGAUAGACUUUUUAUACUACUGGAAACUGGCACCAAUGCAGUUACCAAAAGAGCUGCUGCAGAGCAGUUAGGAGAGGCUCAGCGUCUGCAUCCUCAUGAACUGCAUCACCUGCUAGCACGAGUUUCCAUUCUUCUGAAAUCUAGUCAGUGGGAUACUAGAAUUUCCGCUGCCCAUGCAGUUAAAGCUAUAAUUUCACAAGUGCCAGUUUGGAAUCCUAAACCUAUCAAAUGUCUUGAUACAAAAGAUGAUUUAGAUAAGCCUUCAUGUUCAAGUUCAAAUAAUAAAUUGAACCUUCAAAAUUUCAAUAUGACAAAAAUACUUGAACACAGUUCACAUUUAACAGGUUCUGAGGGUUCUGAAUAUGAUCUUAUUGUAGCAGAAGGAGAUAUUGCACUGGCACAAGAUGAAAAAACUUUAAAUUCAAAUUUGGAUUUUGAUCCCUAUUUAAUUGGGGUAUACAACAGUGAUAUAUUUUCUUCCAGUGAUCUGAUUGUUACAACUCCUACGUGUUCAAAUAAAGCAGAUGAAGUGAAAGUGUCUAUAAAGGAAACACUGCAACAUACUGUUGGUCUUAGUAGAAGAGAAAUGAAUCGAGCUAGAAGAAAAGCUAGACAAUCGAUAUCAAAACAUAGAUCAAGAGAGCCAGAUGAUAAUCCAGAAAUUGGCAGCUCCUCAAAUUUAAAAAAUCAAAACUCAAAACCAAUAAUAAAAAAAAUUAAAUCAGAGGAGAACUCAGGUGCAUGGUAUAAUUCUAAUAAUGAUACUGUAAUGGAUCCAAGAUGUGCUGUCCCUGACAGCACCGGAUGCUGGCCAGAUUCAGCUAUUGAAUGGCCAUUAGAAGCAUUUGCAGAAAAUCUCCUUCAAGAUCUUUUUAGUUCAAAAUGGGAAGUGAGACAUGGAUCUGCAACAGCACUUAGAGAACUCAUCAGAUUACAAGGACAGGGAGCUGGCAAAUCAAGAAAACAUACAGAAAAAGAAAUGCAAGAAAGUCAUCAGCAGUGGUUGAUUGAUGUAGCUCUCCGGCUAUUAUGUGUCUUAGGUAUUGACCGUUUUGGUGAUUUUGUAUCUGAUCAGGUAGUUGCACCUGUCCGUGAAACUUGUGCACAGGCUUUAGGUUCACUGAUACUCAUGAUUUCUGAGCAAAAUGAGGUACCAGUGCUAUUUGAGUCCAAUGAACAAGUAGCUAAGAACAUUGAAAACCAUAACAAAAAUCAGGAUAUACAACAGCACAUUGCUGAAAAAGAUAUAAUGGGUCUUCUAAAUAUAAUGUUAAAUCUAUUGGAGCACAGUGAAUGGGAAGCAAGGCACGGUGGCUUACUUGCACUUAAAUAUUUGCUUGCUAUUCGAAAUGAUUUGCUAAGUGAGAUUGUACCUAAAGCUUUUCCAGCAAUAAUGAAAGGUCUAUCAGAUUCGGUAGAAGAUGUUGGUGCUAUGGCAGCAAGUGCUUUGAUUCCUGUGGCUGCUGAUCUACCAAGGUUACUUGAACCAGUUCAUUUGGAAGCGAUAGUAUCGAGACUUUGGCAGCUGCUCAAGGACCAAGAUGACCUAGCUGCUGCUUGUAACAGUUUUAUGGGUCUUUUGGCGGCAAUACUCUCAUUACCUUCAGCUCGAGCGUGCUUGACGCCUCAGCCGCUUUCUGUGGUACUACCUCGUCUAUGGCCAUUUUUGAGCCAUUCGAGCUCGAGUGUACGCCAGGCGACGUUGCAGACACUGGAAACUCUAACUGAAGAGGGUGAGCUUAAAUCCAUUAAAGAGCUAAGGCCAAUAGAAAACCGCUCAAAGGAUGGUAUUAGCAAUAAUAGCAGAGAAGCUGUGCUUCAAGAGGCUCUGUGUCAUGUAUUUGAACGUGUAUUGAUUGAGCACAUAGCCAGUAUUCAGGAAGUGGCCGAGCGUGUGUGGAAAAAACUCGUGAUGCUAAGCGAGCUAGAGUUGCUAUUGCAUGCAGCCUGCCCAAUGGUAAGUACUUGGCUGUGCUUGGCUAUGCAACCAGAGCACGUGCCUUUCAAUUCGGCACUGCUGAUGCACGUGCAAUCACAAAGGUGUAGUCGACCUAGCUCGCAACAUCAGCAACACGGUGAAACUAACGAUUUGUCGCAAGUCGAACAACAGCAGAUACCAUCAGCAUUAAAGGUUUAUAUAGGUGGUAUUGAAACUGUUUCUCAGAGCACACGUCACGCCAACGUCGUGCGAGCGCGUUGCACUGCUACGAGAAUGCUUGGUCUUUUAUCGGCUUAUGUGGUUAAACCUGCUCCAAGGCUUAUUUACAGUCCGGAGGUACCUAGCCCUUCUCUUUGCUAUGCCAAAGUUUUAUUAGCUCAUCUACAUUCGCGGUCAGCAUUGCAAAGAACCGUUGCUGCCAUGACCAUGGCUUAUUGGGCUAGUUUGGAUCCAUGUGGACCGCCCCAAAUACCAGAAAUACUGCGGGUACAGCUGUUUGUAUGUUUAAAUGAGUGCAUCUACUAUGACGAAAUUGCUGGCUCCGUUACACGGCUGCUACAUGAGUGUCGUGACUAUAUAGCCACACUCAAACAUUACAAAUUUACUCUACCUCUGGAGGUAAAUAACACCGGUAUCAUGACGCUCGACCAAAUCGCUCAGGUUGCCACAACUCCGGCGGUAUUUUGUUCUGGAUCUACUUUAUUGAUAAAUCAACAGCAACAAAGUACCAAUAUCAAACUUAAACCAAAACUUCUCGAAAGUUUGGAAGAGCGGCGCCGUGGCUUAGAGGUUGGAGCUGCUGCGAGUUCUGCUCAACAGCAGGCCCUACAUAUCAGCACACAAGCAGCUCUUUCUGGGGCUGCAACAAUGUUGCACUGUCUUCCGCAGCCGCCUCAACCAUUAAAUCCUUUAGUCAAACCCCUCAUGGAGUCUAUAAAAAGAGAAGAGCACGAGCAACUGCAGAGACUUGCUGCCAAACACCUUGCCUAUUUAGUUAACCUUUGUGUCGGUAGGACACCUUGCCCUAAUCCUAAGAUAACAACAAAUUUAUGUACAUUCCUUUGUUCUGAUCCGGAAUUUACACCACGCGUCAUUAGCUCGGAUGUAGGCUGUGAACCCUUCAAUGGUAUUCUGACUUUAAGUAACAGGCAAAAACUUGCAGAAAGGCAGGCUUAUAAUCGAGGGAAUUUAAGCGGUCUCAGUGGUAACAGAGGACCGGGCCGACCAUCAGCUACUGAUCUACCCAUUGACGAAAUUUUGGCUUGUGAAGAGCCAGAGGCAAAAGCUGCUCGGACAAGAAGACAAGGAGCUACUUUUGCUCUCACCGCUAUUGCAUCUUUAAUGGGCCAUGAAUUGCCAAAAAAACUUCCUCAUCUAUGGAAUUUGAUAUUACCUGAUUACCUUCGAAAUGACAGCAUGAUAAAUCUUAAAACGUUUUGCUCGGACGAAGCUAACAACUUGAUAUAUAGCCUGCAAGUAUUAGAAGUUAUGCUACCAAGUUUGGAAUCGUCUCUUUUAUCACCAAUAAUGGGAUGCCUUGAUAACAUGUGUUUAAUAUUAACCAAUUCAUAUAAAUCAGUCAGGCACAUGGCAUCACGAUGUAUUGCUAUAUUAGCUUCACUGAAAACAAAAGAGACAAUGAAAAUUGUAGUGCCAAAAAUUACAUCUCUUCUUGAAACAAACAGCGCGGAGAUGAAUAAAAUCAGUACUGUAACAGGACCUAACGAAGUUGAUACUCGACGUCAAGGUGCUGGAGAAGCUCUAGCAUGUUUGGUCGAUACCCUUGGUGUUCGCAUUGUACCAUAUGCAGUGCUUUUCAUGGUUCCUCUACUCGGUCGAAUGAGUGAUCAAAAUCAAGCAGUUAGAUUAUUAUGUAGCGCCACGUUCGCUACUCUUGUACAGUUGCUACCCUUAGACCCUGGUGCCAUCGAUAUAUCUUUUUUGGCCCAGGAAAGAGCACAGGAAAGACGUUUCCUUGAACAACUACUUAACCCUCAUUGUAUACCGGAUACCAAACUGACUAUUCCAGUGAACGUGGAACUACGUUGUUACCAACAGCAAGGUUUAAAUUGGCUCAAUUUUUUAAACCGUUAUCAACUUCACGGAGUUCUUUGUGAUGAUAUGGGUUUAGGAAAGACUUUGCAAACGCUGUGUAUCUUAGCGUUAGACCAUAAUCGGAACAGACAGGCACCGUCUAGUCUUGUUAUAUGUCCACCAACGCUUACAGGUCAUUGGGUCUACGAAGCUGAAAAAUUUUUUCAUGCCCAAGAUCUUUCAGUAAUUCAAUAUGCUGGUAUUCCUUUAGAACGAGAAAAACUUCGUUGCUGUGUCACCCAUUUCAAAUUAGUUGUUGCAAGUUAUGAUAUUGUGAGAAAAGACAUUAACUUCUUUGAGUCGAUCCAAUGGAAUUAUUGCGUACUCGAUGAAGGACACAUUAUUAAAAACGGCAAAACAAAAAGUGCCAAGGCAGUUAAAAAAUUGCAUGCUCAUCAUCGAUUAAUCCUUUCAGGAACUCCAGUUCAAAAUGAUGUAUUAGAACUCUGGUCUCUUUUUGAUUUUCUCAUGCCUGGUUUUUUAGGCAGCGAAAAACAAUUUGCUGCUAAAUAUUCAAAACCAAUAUUGGCUUGUCGUGAAUCAAAAGCUGGAGCUAAAGAACAAGAAGCUGGUGCUCUAGCGAUGGAAGCUCUACAUCGACAGGUAUUGCCUUUUUUGCUACGAAGAAAUAAAGAAGACGUGUUACAGGACCUACCACCAAAGAUUACUCAAGAUUAUUACUGUGAUCUUUCAGUUUUGCAAAAAACUCUUUAUGAAGAUUUCAAAUUAUUACAUUCAGCAUCUUUAAUAAAUAACGCAACUGUGGCAGAUAAUGCUCAUGGCGGACACGUGUUUGAAGCUUUAAGAUAUCUCAGAAAUGUCUGCAACCAUCCAAAACUUGUUUUGAGUCCAAAGCAUCCUCAGUAUCAAACGGUAAUUAAUAUGUUGAAACAACAACACAGCACUCUUGCUGAUAUCGAGCAUGGAGCAAAACUUCCAGCAUUGAAGCAAUUACUACUGGACUGCGGCAUUGGACUCGCUCAACAGCACCAACAACAUCAAUCAGUAACUAGCACACAUAAUUCUGUUUGUAGUACAGUUAUAGAUAAUCAACAAUCCCAAACACAACUGGUCAGUCAGCAUCGAGCACUGAUAUUCUGCCAAUUAAAGGCUAUGUUAGAUAUAGUUGAAUAUGAUUUAUUACGGGUUCAUCUGCCAAGUGUUACUUACCUUCGAUUAGAUGGUAGUGUCCCAGCAGCACAGCGUCACUCUAUUGUAGCCCGUUUCAAUGCCGAUCCGUCGAUCGAUGUGUUGCUUUUAACAACUCAAGUAGGAGGCCUGGGAUUGAAUCUCACCGGAGCAGAUACGGUGAUAUUUGUUGAACAUGAUUGGAACCCUAUGAAGGAUUUACAAGCUAUGGAUCGUGCGCACCGCAUUGGUCAAAAGAAAGUUGUUAAUGUUUACAGACUCAUUACGCGACAGACACUUGAAGAAAAAAUUAUGGGUUUACAAAAAUUCAAACUACACACUGCAAACACUGUAAUUUCCACUGAGAAUUCUUCCCUCGAAACUAUGAGGACAGAACAGUUGCUGGACCUGUUUUCACUGAACAAUGACAAAAUAUCAUGUAAUGAAUGUAUGCCCGAAAUUCGAGAUGUAUCAAAGGCAAUUGGUGUGCCUGGAGUGAGCCCAUCAAUUCUUGAAAUUUUUCCAGAGCUUUGGGAACAACAGCAGUAUGACGAUGAAUAUGAUUUGGAAUCUUUUUUGACAACUUUAAAAAGAAAUUCUCCAAAUACAAAUGUAAAUUUUAAAUAACUACUUGUCUCGAUCUUAUUUCACGUAUAUAUAUAAUUGAAUUUUUACAUUAUUUUAUUAUGUUUUGAUCACUUUAGUAUUGUGAGGUAACAAGACGAUAUAAUCAAAGUCCAUCUUUUAAGAAACGUGUGAGAUGUAUUCAUUUGUAUUUUAAUAGAAAACUCAUAUAUAGUUUUAUUAGUGCGAUUUGCAUGUAUGCAGAUUACAAGAAAAUGUAUCAUUUAUUUUUUAUACUGUUUACAAGCUUCAAUUUAGUAAAAGUGAAAUCUAAUAGUACUUAUUGUAAAAUAAUAUAUUUCUUGUAAUUGUACUGAUCAUAAUUACGUAAAAACUAUUUAAAUAGUAUGAA